Molecule: messenger RNA, 1107 nt
Organism: Lodderomyces orthopsilosis Co 90-125
Lineage: Eukaryota; Fungi; Ascomycota; Pichiomycetes; Serinales; Debaryomycetaceae
Product: SCF ubiquitin ligase complex subunit
Exons: 1
Coding region: 1-1107 (368 amino acids)
Molecular function (GO): protein binding
Source: RefSeq, a predicted model, not a curated record
AUGCCAACUACCAACGAUGAAGCCAUAUUAUUGUUCGAAAAAGCCACAUACCUAGAAGAGCAGGGCCGUAUGAGCGACGCUGUUGAUAUAUACCGAAAAGCUUUCAAGUUGAAUAGCAACAUCGACCUUAUUUAUCGAUCAACAUACUCAAAUAAGCAUCUCUCCAAAGAUAAGGGCAAGAAUGCUUUGGUUAGGGUGGAUGAUAAGACAGUCUCUAAGAUUAAUGUGGAUGAACUAAUAGAUAGCUUUAGUGAUGUACAUUUACAAGACCCACUGGAACAUUCUGGCGAUGCUCCAUCAAUCCUUCUUUAUUUGCCACGGGAUAUAUGGUGUCAUAUAUUUGAGGUUUUAAUCCAAAGAACCCCAGAAUCUUGGUUUAAUAUGUCUAUUACGUGCAAGAUGAUGGCACAUAUAGGCUUUGGAAACAAUACAUACAAAUUUCUAUGCAAUCUCAUCUAUCCGAAACAAGUUUAUGAGGAAAAUGAAACGUAUCAAUCGCGACUAGUCUCUGAAGAGGAGCUACCCAUACCACCGGACCAGUUACUCAUUUUACCACAUUACAAAAGUUGGAAGAAUAUGCUUCACGAGCGAAGUUUUAUAAAAUAUGGUGGUUGUUACAUCAGUGUUGUUAAUUACUACAGCGAAGGUGCAAGGGGCGAGAAUUCAUUGUCUUGGAAUAACCCGGUGCGAAUGAUUACGUAUUAUCGUUAUCUACGAUUCUACCCAGAUGGUACCGUAGCAAAGAUGCUCUCUGCACUUCCUCCAGAUCGGGUUGUACCGUGGUUCCUGAAAGAACGACAAUUUAUACCUAAUGCCGAGCAAAAUGAGGCAACAAAGAUUUACCUAGGGAAAUUUACAAUCAACUCUUCGGGUGAAGUGCACAUUCAAAUAGAAAACGGGUCGACAAGUUAUCUAACUUUCCAAUACUACUUUCAAAUAAGAUCAUUGGGUCAAUUCAAACAUGGAAAAUUAAACUGGACAAAAUAUUACGCAGUAAGGAAAGCAACUAGUCCUGAAGAUGAUAGAGUUGGUGAAGUCAUGGAAUAUUCAAUUCGAAAUGAAAAACCCUUUAAAUUUCUGAGAGUAAAGAGUUAUAGCAUAGCAUAG